AAGAUGCUGAUGAAGCAGCAGGACCGCCUGGAGGAGCGGGAGCAAGACAUCGAAGAGCAGCUCUAUAAGCUGGAAUCGGACAAGCGGCUGGUCGAGGAGAAGGUGAGCCAGCUGAAGGACGAGGUGCGCCUGCAGUAUGAAAAGAUGCACCAGAUCUUGGAUGAGGACUUGCGGAAGACCAUGGAGAUCCUGGACAAGGCCCAGGCCAAGUUCUGCAAUGAGAAUGCGGCCCAGGUUCUCCACCUCAAUGAGCGCAUGCAGGAAGCCAAGAAGCUCCUCAGCUCUGUCCAGGUCAUGUUUGACAAAACUGAGGACAUCAACUUCAUGAAGAACACCAAGUCUGUGAAAAUCUUAAUGGACAGGACCCAGAACUGUACAGGUGGCAGCCUGCCCCCACCCAAAAUCGGCCACCUCAACUCCAAGCUCUUCCUGAACGAGAUUGCCAAGAAGGAGAAGCAGCUCAGGAAGUUGCUGGAAGGUCCUCUGAGCACCCCCGUCCCCUUCCUGCAGAGCAUCCCCAUGUACCCCUGCACCGUCAGCAACUCCGGCGCGGAGAAGCGCAAGCACUCCACCGCCUUCCCCGAGGGCAGCUUCCUCGAGCCAUCGUCCGGGACUGUGGCGAGCCAGUACAUAAGCCAGGGCGCUUCGGCUGGCGAGGGGCAGUCCGCACAAGCCAUGGUGCCUUGUAGCUCCACGCAGCACAUAGUUGGACUUCCCAGCGGCCCGCAGCCGGUGCACUCGGGCUCCGUCUUCAACCCAUCUCACUACCCCAACACCACGUCAUCUCAGCAGUCCGUGCUCUCCCAGUACGGCGGGCGCAAAAUCCUCGUCUGCUCCGUGGAUAACUGUUACUGUUCCUCCGUGUCCAACCACAGCGGGCACCAGCCCUACCCGCGGUCGGGGCACUUCCCCUGGACGGUCUCCUCGCAGGAGUACUCCCACCCGCUGCCUCCCGCCCCCACCGUUCCCCAGUCACUCCCGGGACUUGCCGUGAGGGAAUGGAUUGACGCAUCCCAGCAGCACGGGCGGCAGGAUUUCUAUAGGGUCUACGGCCAGCCAUCGGCGAAACACUACGUCACCAGUUAACCGUCACACUCUCCGGAGAGUCCCGUUCGAUGACGCGUUCGGAGAGAAAGUCUGGUUUGGUUUGGCUUGUCUUUUUUUUUUUUUUCGUUUC
Molecule: messenger RNA, 1177 nt
Organism: Charadrius vociferus (killdeer)
Lineage: Eukaryota; Metazoa; Chordata; Aves; Charadriiformes; Charadriidae
Product: probable E3 ubiquitin-protein ligase TRIM8
Exons: 5
Coding region: 4-1086 (360 amino acids)
Source: RefSeq, a predicted model, not a curated record